AUGUCGCCGCAGACCACGCCACUUGCCUCGCUCGCUCUUCAGAACGAGUCUACGGCUCUGCCCUCCGCUCGAGGCGUUCCUACCCAGCCUCACCUUGUGUGCGGCGGCGAUGUCGAGAGUUCAUCAUCACCCAAGAUUAAUUCCAAAGGCGACGACGGCCCGCACGGCUCAUCGAGUCUGAGCUUUUCGUGCCAGGCAUCGAUGCGCGAUGCACCAGCCAUUUUGACGGCCAGGCAAGAGGCUACCAGUAUCGGCAUGUCCAGACCCACGAAUUACGAGUGCUUGGCCCGAUCUUUCCUAGCCGAUGGCAAGCCGGUUCUUUGCCUUCGCCUCUUCAAUUUCAUACCCAAGUUGGGCAUCCGGGAAGAUGAUGAGAUGCUUGAUUUGCGAUAUGCCGUCAACUUUGCGGGCGCGUGGCAUCAUUUGACGAACGCGCCGGCUCCGGCUUGA
Messenger RNA from Colletotrichum higginsianum IMI 349063, 450 nucleotides. RefSeq lists its product as uncharacterized. Bases 1 to 450 code for a protein of 149 amino acids. The transcript has 2 exons. NCBI's taxonomy places the organism in Eukaryota, Fungi, Ascomycota, Sordariomycetes, Glomerellales, Glomerellaceae. The record is from RefSeq and is a predicted model, not a curated record.